Molecule: messenger RNA, 3966 nt
Organism: Cloeon dipterum
Lineage: Eukaryota; Metazoa; Arthropoda; Insecta; Ephemeroptera; Baetidae
Product: zinc finger-containing ubiquitin peptidase 1-like
Exons: 11
Coding region: 188-2317 (709 amino acids)
Source: RefSeq, a predicted model, not a curated record
GAUUUCAAAACCGAUUUUUAAAAGGCCAUGUGCGGUUUUUUGCGCACGAUUUGGCAACGCAGCACACCUGCAGAUGAGCCAUCCGAGGCCGAACGAUACCCGAACUGUUUGUUUUCGCUAAGAUCACGAAAAUGGUUCGGGCCGACUUUAGAAAAUCUUGGUUGAGGUAAAAUUUCGGAGAACAGGGAUGGCUGCGAGCAAGCUACCUGACUUCAGUUACUCUUGCGAGAUCUGCGGACUAGAAGGCCUCAACGAUGAGCAGCUGCGAACUCACAUGCUGUUCCAGCAUGUUGAAGGAGCAGUGUCAUGUCCCUUUUGUGAUCUUGGAGACAUUUCUGCAGACGAGCUGAUGGUACAUGUCAACAGCACCCACCUUGAGUACCUCACCCCUGAACAUGAACUGAUGGCCUUUAUCGACGAUGAUGACCAGCUGCAGUAUUCCACGGCAUCUGCAGCCUCACCUGAGCUCGAACUUGAAGAUGGAGCUGCAGAGCCAUACUACAACACUUUACAGAGAUACCUUGAGAAAGCAAAGGUUCACGAAGACAAGGAGGACCUGCCAAAGGAAAAUGGCAGCAAAUGGGGUUGGGAUCAGCAGCUAAACAACAACUUGAAUAACAAUAACAACAAUAAUGUUGAGGAAGAAGCGCAGGCUGCCGCUGCGCCGCAGCACCUUGUUGAAAAAAGGCAGCCACAAGGGUCACCUCUUCGAUCACAGAUGUCUUUAAAUCUGAAGCAGAAGUCAAGCCCUGCCAAAAGCGCGCCUGUGGUUGAACAGCUUUGCCCUCUCUGCCCAUACAAAAACUCGAAUCCAUUGCUUCUUGAAGAACACAUAAAUAGAGCUCAUUUUGACCUCACGAGUCCAUCUUUUCCUCCUGCCGACCCAACUUCGCACUACAAUGGUGGUUUCGCACCCCUGGCCACAUUCAGCGGAGGAGCUACUGCCAGACAAAAAGAUUACCACUGUCCCUUCUGCAGCAGGAGCUUUUAUGACACACCUGAUCUAGAACUGCACGUCAACAUAGAGCAUAAAGACAUUCUCAGCCCGUGCAAGCCUGCCAGUGCCAGAUCAAGGGUGGAGUCAGGAAGCUCCGAAGGCUGCCCUGUGUGCUGCAUGACUGGCUUCAAGGACCAUAGGGAAAUGACUCGCCACAUCGAAGAGCAUUUUAAUCAAAAAGCUGGAGUCACUCCAAUUACGCCAGACAUGUCAAGCGACCGGAUGUUGGCUAGAGAAAUCGAGAAGAGAGAAAAGGAGGUCAGGAGACAACGAGAGCAGAAGGAGUUUGAAAUGCUCAGGGCUCAAUACGGCAUGGACAAUCAAGGAAAUUUCCGAGAGCAGAGCAUGACAAACAUGCAGAAAGCAGUAUACGCAGGAGAAAUGAGUGUGUCCGACUAUUACGAAAAGCAAUGUGAACUGAAAACGGCUGAACAGAAUGGUGUUGAUGAUGGCAGCUCUUGCACCAAAGACUUGGUUGCGAAAAUCAGAAGCUUCAGUGCUUCAAGUACAAAUGUGGUGAGCACUUUCAUGUGCACCACGGUUGACCAUUACGCAUCCACAUAUGGUGACAAAGGCUGGGGUUGCGGCUACAGAAACAUGCAAAUGCUGAUUUCCUCCCUCUUGCACCACACUGGCUUCAACGAACAGCUGUACAAACCAUCUCUGGUAGGUGGAGGAAUUUAUGGAAUGGCGGUGCCAAGCUACGACCAGGCAAACGGUGGAGCUCAUUUUGGAGUAGAAAUGGUUAGCCGAAGCACAAUGCCUUCGAUCUCGCGACUUCAGCAGCACAUUGAAUGGGCUUGGCGACAAGGAUUCGAUUUGCAAGGGUGUGAUCAAUUGGGAGGAAAGCUGUUCAACACCAGAAAGUGGAUAGGCGCCACAGAGGUGGUGACAUUCCUGUCAUCACUGAGAAUACGCUGUCAGCUGGUUGAUUUUCACCGCCCGACCGCACCAGAUGGGAGUCAUCCUGAAAUGUUUAAUUGGGCAUUGCAAUAUUUUCAGAAGAACGAUGAGUUCAAACCUCCUCUCUAUUUGCAGCAUCAAGGACACAGUCGGACAGUUGUCGGUGUUGAGCAGUCAAAGGACGGCAGCAUCAAUAUGAUCGUUUUUGACCCUAGUCACACACCACAGCAAAUGAACCAGUUGCAUGGAACUUCCACAGCUGCGUCUGGAAUGCGACUCAUUAGGAAAUCUCUGGCAGCUAUGAAAGCUCGGCAAUAUCAAGUGGUGGCGGUUAUGGGAAUAAUGGACACUGAAGUCCUCUGGUUUGCACAGCAAAGCAAGUUACUUCGUUCGAUUCGAGUGCCUCAAGACCGAUGAUGAAGCCAGCUCCAAGUGCCCAGUCUGCUUGCUGCGUUAGAAGAUGACGACUUACUCAACAUGUGAUGCAAAGUAGAUGAAUACUCAAGACAAGUACUAUCUAAUCAUUGAAUGGGUUCCCACUCCGUUGUUUCUGCACACCAAUGUGUCCAAGCAAUACUACUGUUAACAUUUUCAUUAUUGCUUUUGUGAGAGUCAGACUUGAUGAGCACAUCUAAUCCCUUGAAAUACGCUGCACACUCAAUAAUUGUAUGCUUGGUUUGCACGUAAAUUCACCAGUCGAACCCUUCAAACGCCUGCAUUCACGUGUUUUGUUAUUCUUUUCUAUAAAUUUAAUGAGGUUUUAUUCUGCAGAAAUAUUUCACUUGUUGCUUAAUAUUAAAUUUCAAAAUCAACUGGAAUUGAUGUAAAGAUAUCUGCAAUACUGGAAGGGAUUUGGGGAAUAUAAGUCAAGGCUCGUCAAGGCUGAUUGACAGGUGUUUAAUCAUUUCUGAGUGGGUUGUGCCUCGUUGCCUAUUGUUGAUUGAUGCCUGCCUUUAUUGCUGCCUGUUGGUGUUAAAUUGCUGCAGAAUGUUAAUAUUUAUAUUAUUGUACACACAGAAGUUUACUAACUUAAAAUAAUUGGAAAAUUAUGCCUGAUCAAAGUUCCUGAUUUCUGUUUGUCCAACAUUUAUCUAUUUAUAUUUGCUGUUGAGCACAUUUUUACCAAACAAAUGUGUAUUUGUACUUCUUGUGAUCACUGAAACAUAGUUUCAAAUUCAGAAAUAUUUGCCCUACAGACUAAAUAGUAGUCACAAGAGCCACUCCUUGCACUUGGCUAUAAAUCACUAGGAUAUAUGAAUGAUUUGCUUCACAAACCCGCCUGUAUUGUCUAGUCAAACUGAUUUUAAUCAAUCACACAUCUUAUAGAUAAAUCUUUGAAAAAAAUCACAGCUGAUUUUAUGACAAAUUUUUACCUGCCAUAUAUUAUAGCUUGUGGAAUUUGAUGCCGAUGCAUAUAAUUCAGAAAGAAGCUAACCUGACAGAAUUGUAUUGGGCACUCUCUGUCAUGUGACGCCUUAAGUGCUGGAAGUAGGUUAUCUAAACUCAAUUGACCUACAAUAAUUGUCUGCUAAAUCGUCUUACUUAUUCGCCUGUUCUAAAGCCUUGGUUAAAAUGGGGCUUCAGAAUUGUUUUCUGUUGGAGUUGAAUCACGUCGCUCAAGUUUUUUUCAUCGAAAUUUCUUUCGAUUUUGUGCUUCUGAAAUUUUUAAAAUAGACGGAAAUCAAAACUAGUAAAAAUAGAUGGAACACAAAAAUUAUUUCGCCCUGUGUAAAUGGAGUCAGCUAGAGGGUAAAUUGAGAGGAAAUCAUGGUGAUGUGGUGAUAUCAAAAGAUUUAAGUAGGGCAUAAUUAUUAUACACUGCACCAAUUUCCACACUACAUUAUUUAAUUAUGAGCGGCUCCAAAUUAAUGGUCAGAUCCUUAAAAUAAAGUUUAAAUUAUGCAGAUGAUGUGUAGCACAUUUUAGAUAGCUCAUCACAUUCCAUCUUAUUGUAAACACUCGCUCUGGAUCGAUUAUGGAAUCAAGUGAUAAGAUGCAAAAUCGACCAUGUGAACUCCAUGACUACACAAGAACAAUAAAUUGCAUUAAUUUGCCACUGAACUUAA